AUUACGUCAAAAUAAAAUCCGUUUGCCAGCUUUUAGGACACCAGCCAUGGAACCUAUCGCUCGUGGAAGCUGGACAUUGGAACAGUUAAAAAAUGCCAUGGACGCCGUUAAAGGAGGAGUGAUGUCUCAACGUAAAGCGGCCACGACAUAUGGUAUUCCUAGAAGAACUUUAGUAAAUCAUCUGAAAUCUGGAAAAAUAGAAAAACAAAUAGGGCGUCGCACAGUUUUGACCGCAGAACAAGAAAAUGACCUAGCAUGGAGAAUCAAAAGACUUGCAUCCAUAGGUUUUCCUUUGACACCAAAAAUCAUACGACAUCAAGCAUUUAUUUUUUGUGAAAAAAAUAACAUACCAAAUAAAUUUAACGAAUCUCUAAAACGAGCUGGAAAAGAUUGGUUAAAAUUAUUUUUAAAAAGGCACCCUGACAUUGCAAAACGUAAGGUCCAGAUUCUUAACCCAGCCAGGGCACAAAAAUUAAAUAAGCCAAUUGUAACAAAACAUUUUGAAGAAUAUAAAAAAGUAUAUGAACUACUAAAUAUCAGAGAAAAUCCACAGCGCUUGUUUAACAUGGACGAAAAAGGUUGCAGGCUAACUAUACACAAACAACCAACAGUUUUAGCUAAAAAAGGAUCAAAAAGAGUUCAUAUGGUUGCACCUGAACAUGCAGAAAACGUAACAGUGGCAGCUUGUGUGAACGCAUUGGGUAAUCCGAUUCCCCCAAUGAUAAUAUUUAAGGGAAAAAGACAGAAACCUGAAUUCAGUGACAAUUUACCUGCUGGAUCACUUGUAAAAAUGGCUCCCAAAGGAAGCAUGACUUCGUCAUUAUUUGUAGACUUUAUUCGUCAUCUAGGAAAAUAUAAACCCGAAGGUAAGUGUCUGUUAAUUUUUGAUGGUGCUUCCUGCCACCUCGACUAUGAUAUUGUUGAUGCAGCAGAUGAAGAGGAUAUUGUUUUAUACUGCUUACCUUCUAAUACGACACACGAACUUCAGCCGUUGGACAAAAGUGUAAACAAAUCAUUUGAACACUAUUGGGAUCAAGAGACUUGUGGCGGUUGCUCACACCGAGACCGCUGCCGCGCGUGA
Molecule: messenger RNA, 1081 nt
Organism: Maniola jurtina (meadow brown)
Lineage: Eukaryota; Metazoa; Arthropoda; Insecta; Lepidoptera; Nymphalidae
Product: tigger transposable element-derived protein 1-like
Exons: 1
Coding region: 47-1081 (344 amino acids)
Cellular component (GO): nucleus
Molecular function (GO): DNA binding
Source: RefSeq, a predicted model, not a curated record